Molecule: messenger RNA, 882 nt
Organism: Aspergillus calidoustus
Lineage: Eukaryota; Fungi; Ascomycota; Eurotiomycetes; Eurotiales; Aspergillaceae
Source: the annotation of a GenBank genome assembly
AUGAGCUUCAUCCUCACCCUCUCCUGCCCCGACCGGCCCGGGAUCGUCAGCGCCGUGACGAAUUUCCUCGUGCAGCACAACCUCAACAUCAUCGACUCGUCCCAAUUCGGCGACCCUACCUCGCACCGCUUCUUCAUGCGCAUGCAUUUCGGCCCCGACACCACCGGCGCCAGCUCGAGCGAAGAGAAACCCGCCGCCUCCCUCGACCUGGAAUCCCUCCGCGCCGCCUUCGAACCCAUCGCGACCGCGCACUCCAUGUCCUUCCAGCUCUUCCCGGCCGACCACAAGCCGCGCGUGCUCAUCAUGGUCUCGAAAAUCGGGCACUGCCUCAACGACCUCCUCUUCCGCCAAUCGACCGGCCAGCUCGCGAUCGAAAUCCCGCUCAUCGUCUCGAACCACCCGGAUUUCGCGCCCCUUGCCGCAACAUACAAGAUCCCCUUUGUGCACCUCCCCGUCACGGCCGACACGAAGCCGCAGCAGGAAGGCAAGAUCCUCGAGCUGAUCAAGGAGCAUAAUGUUGAGCUUGUCGUGCUUGCGCGGUACAUGCAGGUUCUGUCGCCGACGCUGUGCGAGGCCAUGUCCGGGAAGAUUAUCAACAUCCACCACUCGUUCCUGCCGUCGUUCAAGGGCGCGAAGCCGUAUCAUCAGGCGUAUGAUCGUGGUGUGAAGCUUGUUGGUGCGACGGCGCAUUUCGUCACGAGCGAUUUGGAUGAGGGGCCGAUUAUCGAGCAGAAUGUUGUGCGCGUCGGGCAUGGGAUGAGUCCGAAGGAGCUGACGCAUGCGGGAAGUAACGUCGAGAGCAACGUACUGGGAUCUGCGGUUAAGUAUUUCGCGGAGCGGAGAGUGUUGCUCAAUGGGCAUAAGACUGUUGUCUUUAACUGA